Caenorhabditis elegans is the source of this 2613-nucleotide messenger RNA. It is a transcript of the gene M01H9.2, whose product is annotated as ShKT domain-containing protein. The record is from RefSeq and is marked reviewed. The coding region runs from base 1186 to 2505 and encodes 439 amino acids. The transcript has 7 exons. NCBI's taxonomy places the organism in Eukaryota, Metazoa, Nematoda, Chromadorea, Rhabditida, Rhabditidae.
GUGAAGAAGCAUUGGAGCAUCAUGGGCUCCUUUUUAAAAGUUAGGUUUUGUUUGGGCUUACCUGAAAAUUUGUGACGUCACUCGGGGGUACGGAAGAGGGAUUGGGCAAUUCAAAUUUUUAUGGCGAGAUGUUUAAAUUUUCUAUGACAAUUUUUUUGGCAAAAAUUCGGAAAUGUUCUUGAUGCUUUUGGUAGCAUCGAGAAAAUUUUUUAAUGAAGAGAGAAGCUUCUGGAAAAUUCGAGAAAUUUUUGAAAUGUUCUAGAAACACUUGGAAAUUUCUGAUUUAUAUGUAGUUGUUUUUUCUGAAAUUUCCGACAUUUUUCUGAUUUUUCAAAAAUCCAAAUUUUCUCAACCAAUGUAUUUUUUAACACAAAAAUUAUCAAAUUUAGAUGUUUCAAUAAAUUUUCCUGAAACCCGUGUUAGGGCCUCAGCUCUCGCCCUCCUACGUCACGUGGUGUCAUGCUGUCCCAUUACGGCUUGAUCUACAAAAAAUGCGGAAUUUUUUUCUCAAAAAAAAUGUGACGUCAGAACAUUAACUUAACCAUGCAAAAUCAGUUCAAAAGUCUGCGUCUGAAUUCCCGCUAUUCUCGUAGAUCUACGUAGCUCAAACUGAAAUGGGACACUCUGACUACACGUGUCACAUCUUUCCGAUGGGGUGCAAUUUUCCGGGCUAUAAAGGCCGUAAACAACAGGGCUCGUGGAGCAAAACUUCCAUGCUUUGUUCAAGGUUCUUUGUGUUUUCUUCUUUUUCUUAAUGAUUUUUCAAAAAUCGUAUCACUAAAUAAUUUAACUACCUUAUCCUUAUCCUUAUCACCCCAAAAAACUACCAAAGUAAGCUGCCGGUGCUCCUCCAAAAGUGACGUUUGACUAUUUGCUAAUCACAUAAAAAGUGAGCAAACAUGUUGCCAUGUUUCCGGAGCUUCUUCGCCAGGGACAUCCAUGACCAUUACACGUUUUCACGGGGAGAUAAAGCUCAUCGAGCAUUUGGGGCGAGCUCAAGUACCCGCACUUUCCAACUCGAAACAGAAAACCAUCAUCAAUCGACACAACAUCAUAUAUCGAGUUUCUUUUGCUCAUUCCGUUUUGCGUUAAUUGGUUCACACAUUUACAAAUAUACACACACACACACACAAGUCAACAGCACGCUUCAGUUGACCUCUCACUUUUUCGUAAAGUUUUACAAGAAUGCUUCAACUUCUACUGUUUCUAAUAUUUUGCUCAUUUACCAAUGCUUCUUCCUGUCAAGAUAAGAGUCCAUAUUGUAAUCCGAAUGAUUGUGAAGUACGUCCUGGAUAUGCUAUGGUGUACUGUAGGAAGACUUGUGGAAAUUGUGCAGAUUUUUGCGAGGACUCGAAAUUUAUUACGUGUAGUGCCGAACGGAAGAAAGAUUGCGAUGAUAUGCUAUCUGACUACUGCCCGAGGUUAUGUGGAAAAUGCUACGCAAAGUUGAAGCCUGACUCUAAGCGGACAAAAACUAUUCCUGUUACUCAAUUCAAGAGAAACCCAGCAGCCACCAGCACAACGACGACCACAACUAGAAGUCCCUCGAUUCGAAUGAAGCAGCCCCGUAUGCUUCCCAAUGGGACAUUCAUCAACCCACCACUGCCGAAAUACGAGAAGCUGGAUGACACUACCUACACGAUACCGGAGCAUCCGACGGUGAUUGACUAUCCGAUCGCUCAUAUGGAAGAGCUGAUGAUACCCGAGCCACAGAGAAUAUGGCCAGAGCCGGAGCCGAUGAGAAUCGAGCCUAUCAGUGUGUACAGUCCGUACUCGUUCGUUCCAGUUCAACCGCAAGUUUCACAGCCAUACUCUCCCUGGUCCCCGACCCUCGGACUCAGUUCAUCUCUUGACUCUUCUCGCCGUGCACCACAAAAUUACUUCUCAUCUUACUCCCAAUACCCUCAGUACCCGGACGAAAAGCUCAACACAAUUGCUCCAAAUCCCAUGCAACUUGUCGAGCCAUUUCUGACUCCUGGGCAAAACGAUCUGAAUCCAAAAUCGAUGUCCUCACUGAUAAAUCUCCUGGGGUGUAAGGAUAAGGAUGAGGUGAUUUGUAAGCACGUGACUGCGGAUACAUGUCUCUCCCGACCUGGAUAUUAUCUUAAAUUGUGCCCGGUUACUUGUAAAAAUUGCAGUGGAUACCAAUGUAUCGACUCCAUCAAAAUCGACUGCGCUGAGGUGAAGGCUCAAGGAGCAUGUAAGCUUUCAGUGGCCAGUGAGUACUGUCCAAGGACCUGUGAGUACUGUAAUCCGCCAAGCGAUAUGGCUAAGACCAUGUCCGACUGUAAAGAUGAGCUCGAGACAUGUGAGCAGUUGGCAGAGAGCGGAGCUUGUCAGCAUGACUUUAGCAAAUCAGCCCUCCGUCUGUACUGUGCAAAAAGCUGCGGAUUCUGCAAGAUCCCGCAGUUCUACUUUUCCGACUCUCCUCUUAUGGCGUCAGUGGUUUCGACACGAAAACUUAUGAAAAGCUCAUUAAACCGGAGGGAUCGGUUUUUAGGAUAACUUUAUGUGUAUUAUUUUUUUAUUUUUUCCAAUUAUUAGAUCUCUUAUUUUAACUUAAUGUAUUAUUGAAUUUUGAUUUGACAUAAAAUAAUAAAACUUGAUAUUAAA